Messenger RNA from Colossoma macropomum (tambaqui), 1863 nucleotides. RefSeq names its product GTP-binding protein 10 (putative) (gene gtpbp10). The transcript has 10 exons. Gene Ontology annotation, cellular component: mitochondrion. Bases 131 to 1285 code for a protein of 384 amino acids. The record is from RefSeq and is a predicted model, not a curated record. Gene Ontology annotation, molecular function: GTPase activity; magnesium ion binding; GTP binding. Lineage: Eukaryota; Metazoa; Chordata; Actinopteri; Characiformes; Serrasalmidae.
CUUCCGUCACCGCACACAUGGCCGCUGUUGGCCUGAGUUUAGCUGAGCAGCAGCGUCGAGUCCGUCUGUAAACACAGCUAUACCGUUGAUUCCUGAAAGGUCUGACCGGGUUGGAGCUGUUUGUCUCGGUAUGGUCUGGAUUAGCAGAGCCUGCUGGCGGAAGUAUGGGAACUUUGUGGAUAACCUGCGGCUGUACGUUAAAGGAGGGAGCGGUGGCAUGGGCUUACCCCGUCUGGGUGGGCAGGGUGGAAGUGGAGGAGACGUGUGGGUGGUGGCUAAAAAAGACCUCACCCUGAAGCAGAUAAAGGACAGGUAUCCCCAGAAGCGCUUUGUCGCUGGUGUGGGCUCCAAUAGCAGCGUCCGUGCGCUCAAAGGGGCGAGAGGAGAGGACGUACAGAUCUUUGCUCCGGUUGGGAUUUCUGUGACUGCAGACGAUGGAAGGGUCCUGGGAGAGCUGAACUGUGAAGGGGAAAGGGUUUUGGUUGCUAGAGGUGGUCAAGGGGGCUCUCUUCAGUCUGCAUUUUUACCCAGUAAAGGCCAAAUCCGUCAAGUCCGUCUGGACCUCAGACUCAUUGCAGACUUGGGUCUAGUAGGGUUCCCCAAUGCGGGUAAAUCCUCUUUACUGACUGCCCUGUCUCAUGCCACUCCUGCGAUUGCCAGCUACCCUUUCACAACCAUGAGGCCCGAGAUUGGGAAGGUCAUAUAUGAGGACCAUAAGCAGGUGUCGGUUGCAGAUCUGCCUGGCUUGAUAGAGGGCGCUCACAUGAACAGAGGCAUGGGCCACAAGUUUCUAAAGCAUGUUGAGAGAACGAAGCAGCUCAUGUUUGUGGUUGAUGUGUGCGGGUUUCAGCUGGCCAGUAACACACCGUUUAGAUCUGCUUUUGAGGCAGUGCAGCUGCUUACAAAGGAACUGGAGUUGUACAAAGAGGAGCUUCUGGCCAAGCCGGCCAUCCUGGUGGUCAAUAAAAUGGACCUUCCUGAGGCUGAAGAGAAGCUCAGAGACCUAGAGGCACAGCUGGAGAAUCAGGAGGAGCUGAGUCAGCUCCUGCCUGAGGACAUGAUCCCCAGCACUUUUCUCCAUUUCAAACACACCGUUCCUGUCUCCGCCCUGACCGGCCUCGGACUUCCCCGCCUCAAAGCCCUCAUCCGCCAGUCGCUAGAAGAGCAGGACGCCAUGGAAACUGAGAGCCGGCGUACAGAGAGACUGCAGGAGCUGAGAAGGGAGGUUCCUGUCGUUGCUAAGCCUGCCUGGGGGCGGCCUCAGUCAGCCUGGGAGCCCUCAUAGAGCCUUUAACUUGGAACUACAGCGGUAGAGGUGGGCAGUAUGGCAAAAAUGUCAAAUAUCAUGACAUUUUCAUGAUGUACAUUGGAACAGACACAAUACAUCAAUAGUGCAGCAUUUAAAAAUGGGCAUCUCCACAUCAGAGUCAGUUAAGCUCUCAUCAGCUGGGAAUCGAUCCUGUGAUUUCCUGUCAAUGGAGUGAAGCUGAAACAGGCCUGUUUUUAAAGAAGUGUAGCUGGUCAGUGUUGUGAUUGGGUGCUGAUGAUGUCCACGAUGCCCUCAGACUGGUGUGACAAAUCUUUGUGACAACAUAUUUCCCAACUUCUAUUUAAGGUUUAAAUUACAUUUAAAUUACACGUGAAACAGUAAUAGAUCUAAAAGUUACAAAUUCUGUAAUGACAUCUGGAUGUAUUUUCUCUGUAGAAUGGAGUGGACUUGGUGCCUUUUUGAAAUGAUUGAUGACCGAUGGUUUGCACCGUACUUUCACAUAAUUAACUAUUCCAACAGGAGUCUGUUUUGUUUAACCCUUUAGUUCAGUGGAACUAUAUUAAAGUUGGUCCAUGUCAUGCCUGUGUUAAGAA